GAUGCCGACGAUGAAAAUCGAAGUGACGGAUGCUGACCUGCCCCUGAUGGACUCUUCCAGUGAUGAGGAGGACAUGCCGGCAACGAUAGAAGUGGAAGACACAAAGGCUGAACCGAAGGUGGUACGGGUAAUUUCCGAUCCUGUCGCGUCCAUGAGCCUGCGGCAAAUUACUCCACUGACUGCGCCGACUGUGUCGGUUGGCGUCAGCAUAGCUGUUCAGGUAGAUCCUGAGAUGCUGCUGCCGGGCGAGAUGUCCCCGAGGGAGCCGGAUAGCCCAAAGCCGGGUGGCCGGAGGCCUUUUGUGGGCCGCACUGGGAGCCAGGCGAACGCCAGCGACGACACGAUCUUCGACCCAGCUGACGACCUGGACGUGGACCUCGAGGUCGCGCAGAUCAUGGAGCCGAAUCUCCCUCCACUUACAGGGCGCGAGCGAUCGAAGAGCACCUCCAAGAGUAUCAACAAGCGCGCGGUGACGCUUCCUACCGAGGCCGAUCUCACGCAAGCACCGCUGAUGACGAUCAGCUCUCAGGCAAAUUGCUUUGCUUUUGUACCCAACAACAAAGCAGACUCUGCGCGCCCUUCCUCCAGGAACAUAACGAAGCCGCGCUUCGCGCGGUCUGCUUCCCGAAAUGGAGCCGCCACGCCAAGAAAUGAUGGAAGUGGCCCCACCACACCGAGGGUCGCGAGGACUCUGACAGAGAGCUCUGUGGGCUCAUACGGCUUAUUUUGA
Symbiodinium sp. CCMP2592 is the source of this 730-nucleotide messenger RNA. Lineage: Eukaryota; Dinophyceae; Suessiales; Symbiodiniaceae. The record is from the annotation of a GenBank genome assembly.